UAUUGGGUCGAGAUCUCGGUGCACUGGGUACACAUUCAACCGCUCAGGUAUCGUUGGUACCAGCAGCCUGGUCCAUCGACGCAUUUUUGCGUGGCCCAAUUGGGAUAUUGUACGGGUCGCUUCAUCAGCUCAGUAGCAUCCUCCAUCCUGUUCUGCUUUACUCAAGCAACCUCACCCUUUACCCACCGGCUUUUCGUCCCUUUAUCUUUGUAGAUGAUACCUGGUAAACGAAAAACUGCAAUAAUGUACCUCUCGGUGGCAAUAGUUGGACUAAUGCUGCAUUCGGUUGCUUCGCAGAACGCUGGGUUUGUCAAAUCGCCCCUAUCUGAAACUAAGCUGACGGGAGACACCUUUGAGCUGUACUGUGACGUGGUGGGGAACCCCACCCCGGAGAUCCAGUGGUGGUAUGCAGAGAUCAACAGGGCUGACUCCUUCAGGCAGCUGUGGGAUGGCGCCCGUAAGCGCCGGGUGUCCAUUAAUACGGCCUAUGGCGCCAAUGCGGUGAGCGUGCUGGGAGUCACGCGGCUCUUGCUAGAAGACGCCGGAACCUAUGAGUGCCGAGCCAGCAACGACCCCAGGAGAAACGACCUGCACCAAAAUCCAGCCACUACAUGGAUUCGUGCUCAGGCCACCAUUACUGUGCUGCAGAACCCAUCCAUCAGCGGAUCCGACGCCGUCACACUCCCCAUGGACUCUCACAGCCCCCCCUUCACCCUUCAGUGCAACCUGACCAGCUCCCAGUACCCCCACCAGCAGAGCUACUGGAUGAAAAACGGAGAGGAGAUUGCGGAGACCCGCAGCGACUUAAAAGACACUGAAUACAGGCUGAACAAACCAAGAGGAGAUGACGCAGGGGAGUAUAUGUGUGUUUUCACCUUCGCCAUCGGUCCCCCCGCCAAUUUAUCCAUUGAGGUUCGAGCUGCCCCUGACAUCAUAGGCCACAAACGAAGCGAGAACAAAAACGAGGGCCAGCGAGCUGUCCUCCACUGCAAGGCUGUGGGUUACCCCUACCCCAUCUGGUCCUGGCGCAAACUGGACAACGGUGUCUACAUGGAUAUUGAUAACUCCUCUGGACGUUUUUUCAUCAACAACAAAGACAACUACACUGAACUGAGCAUUGUCAACCUGGAUAUUGGGAAGGACCCAGGAGACUACCAGUGCAAUGCCACAAAUAUGAUCGGCACCUCCUCCAUGAUCUCUGUCCUCCGAGUUCGCAGCUACCUGGCACCUCUCUGGCCUCUGCUGGGGGUUUUGGCAGAGGUUCUCCUUCUGGUGAUCAUCAUUGUGGUGUACGAGAAACGCAAGAAGCCUGACGAUAUGCAAGACGAUGAUGAACCAGCUGGACCAAUGAAAACUAAUUCCACCAACAACCACAAAGACAAAAACCUGCGCCAGAGGAAUACAAACUGAACAGAUUGUCAACUAAAUAGAAACAUAUUCUCGAUGUAUUGACCAUAUGAAGGUAAACAAGGCGUCGAUUCAUAGCAAUUGUUCAUAAACAUGUAUCUGCCAUUAAGUAUGGAUGAAGAGGAGCCUACUGGCUAUAAUGUAUGGGGCAUGCCUUAUGAUUUUAUUGUUUAAGGUUCAUGGACCCAGAGCGGCCCAUUCCUUAGAGAGUUGUUACCAUUAUAACCACUGUUGCUGCAUGUCGUUGUGUAUGAUUUUGUCCCAAUUAUCAGAUUAUUAUAUUUUGACUGAUUCCAGAGGAGCAUGCAAGAUAUUAACCUUCUGUUUUUUACAGAAAUGGCUUUUUGGUUUGUUCAUUUGAGAGUGGCUUUACGUAGAUCAACAUUUGUGUUCUAGGAGCAUCAUUGACUUUGCAAUGUAAAAGAAAAUGACACCAGAUAUGGUAUGACAAUUUUGUACAGUUUCUCAUUCCGCUGUAUACUAUUUUAUAAGUUGGUACUUGUUUAACAUUUUUAGGGCUUUGCAAUGUCCCACUGAAUUUGACAGAGGUAUAAUUUAAUGGUACUUGUAUGUAUUUAUGUAUCAAGAUCACCUAAUAUAACUAAACAUGUUGUAAUAUGAAGGCUAUUCAUACUGUGUGAUACAUUUAAAAGUUGGAAAUAAUGGAGAAUAUGUACAAACUUCAUUCAGUAAAUGUACUCUGAUCCUUUAAACAUAUUGAUUUAGAUUUUAAGUAUGCAUAUUGUAUAGCAUGGCUAUUCUAUCCUAUGCAAUUAUUAUCCAUAUUGACAUGUAUUGAAAACUUAUAAUAGCUUUUGAGUUCUCUCUGUAAUAAAGCUUUAAAAUAGUUGUCACUGUUAGAGCUUCAACAUAGCUAUGACACAACUGCAUGGGUUCUUUAUAGCUAAAGUGGGAAAAAGUGCAAGAGGGCCUAUGUCAGGUUUGAAACUUGUCAAGCAAUCCCCAAAUCCUUAUUAAUUUUU
Molecule: messenger RNA, 2390 nt
Organism: Hypomesus transpacificus
Lineage: Eukaryota; Metazoa; Chordata; Actinopteri; Osmeriformes; Osmeridae
Product: neuroplastin-like
Exons: 9
Coding region: 214-1410 (398 amino acids)
Biological process (GO): cell-cell adhesion
Cellular component (GO): cell-cell junction
Molecular function (GO): cell adhesion molecule binding
Source: RefSeq, a predicted model, not a curated record